This is a messenger RNA of Aspergillus piperis CBS 112811, 1239 nucleotides long. RefSeq names its product Zn(II)2Cys6 transcription factor domain-containing protein. Bases 91 to 1239 code for a protein of 382 amino acids. The record is from RefSeq and is a predicted model, not a curated record. NCBI's taxonomy places the organism in Eukaryota, Fungi, Ascomycota, Eurotiomycetes, Eurotiales, Aspergillaceae. The transcript is spliced from 2 exons. Gene Ontology annotation, biological process: regulation of DNA-templated transcription. Gene Ontology annotation, molecular function: zinc ion binding; DNA-binding transcription factor activity, RNA polymerase II-specific.
CGGAGAUAACGGCCAAAGGAUAAGAAGGAGCGCGAUCAGCGACUCCACCACAAGUACUAGUUUCAAUAACGUCGAAGUAUUGUACAGAAGAUGAAACCUUCUAGAUACUCCACCUCUAGGCAAAAGGCCUGUCAGCAGUGUGCUAGUGCGAAAGCUCGUUGUGACCGCAGGUCUGGAGGCAGGGAGCCAUGCUCGAGAUGCAUGCAUCGUGGCAUCUCAUGCUCGUAUGUUCAAGAUGAUGCUUCUGAGCGGAAUCCAACAAGCCCGGUAGCACCACCCAGUCCAUUCUCGGUGUCGGAUUCCUCACUUAGAGGUUUGGGAAGUGAUGUCUUAGACUUUUCAUCUCUUGACCUGGUGUGCCCUAUCAAUGCCGAUGAUAUUCAGAAUCGUUGGAUCCAGGCAUAUAUUCCGAUGCCUGGACAAGCAGUCAAAAACUACCCUGAUGGUGUUAGAUCAUAUAUAUACUUGACUCUCAGGUCGUACUCUGCGAUGGCUGUCAGUGGCCGGGGGAGCCUGCCCUUCAUUCAUCCCAAGCAGAUGAUCGCGCAGCCAGCCGGUUCACCCCUCACUACCUGCCUGAGCUUAGUACGAAUAUGCUCGAACCAGCUUCCCGGCAGUAGUCAGGCAGCAGUUAGUGUCCUACGUCGAGAAUUACAAACUCUGGAUCAUGAUCGGGUGAAAUACACCAGUGAUGGUCUGUUUGCCGCGUUCCAGUCUUACCUGAUAUACUCCAUGGUUCUGUUCUUCGUACUCGGACAAUCAUGCGAUGAUGACUUUCGCGCUAUAAUGACGAGCCUGCAAGAGCUAGCCUGCGCUUCAUCUCGGCAAGGGUUAAUAUGUGCGGCUGAUCAACGACGAGCGCGACCGAAGUGGGAAGAAUGGAUUAUAACGGAGGCCAAGCGUCGGACACUUUACGUUAUGUAUUUGUUCGAUAGUAUCCUCUCUAGCCAGGAGGGUCUUCCUACCUUCCUUGGCACUGAGCUACGGGGUCUGCCUGCUCCGGCCAAUAAGCUACUGUGGCAGGCAGAAACGCGGUAUGAGUGGGAGAGGGAAUAUAACGUACAUAUGGCGGACUGGAUGGAAGGAUGUCUAACCAUUGACGAGUUAUGGCCCACGCCUGAUGAUUUAGGGGAGGUUGGGGUUGCAAGGAGGCGUGCAAGGGUGGAUCAGUGGCUGCAGAACCUUGAUGAAUAUGGAACAAUGCUUUUCGCCAUUAUGAGAUGUACUCACGGCGACUGA